Molecule: messenger RNA, 3137 nt
Organism: Candoia aspera
Lineage: Eukaryota; Metazoa; Chordata; Lepidosauria; Squamata; Candoiidae
Gene: DBNDD1
Product: dysbindin domain containing 1
Exons: 4
Coding region: 190-669 (159 amino acids)
Biological process (GO): negative regulation of protein kinase activity
Cellular component (GO): cytoplasm
Source: RefSeq, a predicted model, not a curated record
GGCGGCGGCGGCGGCGGCGGCUGGGCGCGCGCGCUCGCCCGCCCGCUCCGCGCCCUCCCCCGCGCCGGGCCCGCUCCUCCCCACCGGCGAUGUGCGCUCGGGCGGCUGCUGCCGCUGCCGCUGCAGUGGUCACAGCGGCGCGGAGGGAGGCGGCAGCGGCUCCGCGAGAGUCUGGUGCAGCCAGGACGGAUGGAGACGCCAGGAGGGGCCGCCCCCCCGGAGCUGGCCCAGGAAGCCCUGAAACCGGAGGGGCUGGCCCCCGUUACCCUCUCCCUGCACGGGCUGGCAGAAGAGCCCCACAGCUCUCUGGCUGAGGAGGAAGGCGGGAUCCCGGUCCCCACUUCAGGGCUGCUGCAGGUUGCAGAGCGCCGGCAACCCCUGAGCAGCGUUUCGUCCCUCGAGGUGCACUUCGACCUGCUGGACCUCACGGAGCUGACAGACAUGUCUGACCAGGAGCUGGCUGAGGUCUUUGCGGACUCUGACGAUGAAAACGUAGCCCGUGAGCCCCCUGCUGGCCUGCAUCCCCACCCAACCCCCCGAGCCGGCUACCUCCGCUCCCCCUCCUGGACGAGGACAAAAGCUGAGCCGGGGCGUGAGAAGAAGCACCUCAGCGAUUCCGAGCUCCAAGCGGGCCCUUUCCUGGCUGUGGAAAAGCCGAAGGAUGAGUAACAGGGAGGGCACCCAGGAGCCCCGCCAAGGUGCCAACGUCCACUCUUGUGCUAUCCGUCAUUUGGAAUCUGAAGGGAUUUGUUCAUUUCUCCUACGCGGCCAGGACCAGCCAGGACUUUUGCGAACUGUGCCAAGUGCCACCCCCUUCCUCCUUGCCCAGCACUUACUUUGCCAAUCUCCUUUUGUGACCUCCCCCCACAGCAGACACCCUGCUGGCCUUCCCAUUUCCUGCAGGCACUUUGAACCUUCCCCAGCUCCCUUCGGCUGGGGGAGGCAGACUGAGGAGGGGGCACCCACCACCUUGCUGGGGAGCUGGGGGCGAGGGCUGCUUGAGCCCUGAAUGAGGCGGCAUCCUCUUCUGCCACGUGCCUUGAGUGCUGCUGGGGUGAGCCAGGAAGCUCCUCACCAAGACAAGGUACCCAUCAUACCAAAGGAACCAAGGGGAAAACAUAGCACCUGUUCUGCAGCACCUCUGGGGUCUGAUGCAAAGCGUGAAUUCCUGGGCAUCCUUAAGAACUGCUGCUCUGCCGGGCAAGAGUGCCCUGGUCUCACUUCUAAGCACAUGCUGUUCCCUGUGGCCUUAACUCUUGCCCACUGCUCCAGAGCUUUGUGCAGCGCCCAGCACCAACGCAGCUGGCACCAACUUCAGCCGGGCUCUGGGAUAUCCCACUGGAGUGGAUGCCCACCCGUAUCACAGUGGUGUGCCUUCCUCCAUGGAAAGGCUCUUCUUGAGAAAAAGCUGGCCGGGGGCGUGGUGUGGCAUGGCAUGGCUGGCAAGAUGCAGGGCCCAGACUGCUGAUGUAGCUGCUCACCAACCUCCCCGGUGCUCGACAGACCCAAGCCAAGCCAGGCGUGCGAUGGGCAGUGAAGCAGAAUCCCAGGUGCUUCCAGAACCCGCACCCGUAAAACAGACCUUUUUUGAUGAAAAAUGAGUAUGGCUCAGGCUGCUAGUUGAGAGCAGAGGCCUAGAGGCCUUCCCCCGUGGAUAAAAGCUCAAGUAUCCCCCCCAAUCAAGAUGGGGCCCUAUUGGAGCCACAGGAGAGCAAGCCAGCCUCCUGCAGGCUUCCAAGCAAGAGUUCCCUGUGAGUUUGCCUUUUCCCUUGCAGUCACCGAACCUCCAGGACUCCAGCUAUUUCAGAAUUCAUCAGUUUCACGUCCUCCGUGGUCCCCACAGCAUAGCUUCGUCUUCUCUGUAAGAAUGGGGGGAGAUGGGCUGGGGGAUGCUAGAAGGGCAGACUCUGAGCCCAGCCUCCCUCCCCACCCCCUGGAUGCACCCAUUUUGCCUGUGUGGCUCAAGAUAGAACAACAGUUUGCCUUCCCCAACUCAUGUCAUUUAAAGUAUUUUACCUAGUUCAGCCAGGAAAAGACUAAACCAUUGGAUCUUAGUUGCUAUUAAACCCAGUUUUAUGAGGGGGGAGCUGUUCUCGGGGACCUUCAGCAAGGGGGCUGGCUGGUGGACACUGCUGGCUCUGCACCUCACCCCCCGUGGUCCUGUGGCCUCUGCCCAGCCUCUCCCAGACUGUCAGACCAGGAGAGGCCGCCCAGCCGGCCACCCUGGCCUUGCCCACUCAGACCGUCCUUGGCCUGCAGCCCCUCAUCUUCAGUGGCAGUUGGCCAAGGAGAAUGAACCCCCAGCAGAGCCAGGCUGGUCUCCUUCUCUGGCUUUGCAAGAUGCUCAACUCCAGACGCCCCACUUGGAGACUUUCGCUGCGGCUGGGCUGAGCAGCCUUGGAGCGCCCUGCACCGGGAAGGCCUGGCCAUCCUGCCACUCCAAGAAAAAAGCAUCUCUUCACUACAGUGCAACCCAGGUGGAAAAGCCAGAGGGCUCUGGCGCCUGACCUCACGGGAAACCUGACUGAAGGGGGCCCGGCAGCAGCCGCUUCCCCCAAUUCAGCCAUUAGCCUAAAGGCUGUUCAGAGUCAAGUCUUUCCAGGACUCACAUCCCUGUGAAAUCCAAGUCACUCUGAGGCGAGUGCCAGUGUAGUUCUGCUCCCAAAGGAGGUGGGGGCUGGGGUGGGCUGCCUUCUUGCUGCAACAAGGAAUAGGUGGCCAGACAGCAUUCAGCAUCCUGAGCUGCCAGAGGCAAGAGAGAAGCACCUGUGAUGCUGCCCUUUGCUUCUCCUCGCUGCAACUGCUCCACAGGGCCGUGAAACGGAGAGCAGGCUCUGUGGGCGGCACCUUCAGCUUCCAGGGUCCAGCCACUUGGGCUUGGAGGCACACAUCUGGCUUGCUGGAAGAACAGCUCCCGAGGCUGCCUGCAUUAUGUCCAACUCGGAGGCAAAACCCGUAUUCAGAGGCUUUGUUUUGGGGCUUUUUUCCCAAACCACAGAAAUAAAAACUUCCCCUGGGCCGAUAGCAAGAACAGCCUACAGCUCUCUGUCUCCUUUUGGGCCACCUAGAGGGACCAAAGCAAGCUCCUUCACGGUGAACGCCCUGAAUGAUACCUACCCCCAGGCCACACAGGCCGG